AUGGCAGAACCAGGACCCCAAAAGCCGAUCACAUACAAAUACAGCCACCAGACUUUCGACGCGCCACAGUACGCAGCUAAGCUCUGCGAAGCCAAGCGCAGCAUCAAAGCCGCAGCGUACUGGUCCAUCUUCGACGUGUUGCUCGUAAAAGGCGUUGUGAACCUCGUCUGCACCGUUUGCAACAAGUCCUAUAGCGCGAAGAACCCGUCAGCUGUCUGCCCGGAUCACUAUGCGAAGCACCAGAAGGACGUCGCCAGCGCGGUCGGAAGCGAGCAGUCCGGGGCGCCCACAACCAACAGCACGAAGCGCUCGCGCGCGGAGGAGGGGCCAGUUCGGACCUUCUCUUUUUACACCCCGUGGCGCCAUCCGACACGCGUCUGUAGAGCGCCCAUAGGGGUUCGCCGUGUUCCCAGUGUCGAGCGGCCCAAAAAAUUAUUGGAAAAUCCAGGAAAAGAUAAAGCCGCAUCGUGUGCAAAAUUUCAGAUCAAAAUUCCACCGUUUAGGCAGUUUUCCGUUUGGCCAUCUAAAGAUUUACCUAAUUAG
Volvox carteri f. nagariensis is the source of this 543-nucleotide messenger RNA. RefSeq lists its product as uncharacterized. The transcript has a single exon. Lineage: Eukaryota; Viridiplantae; Chlorophyta; Chlorophyceae; Chlamydomonadales; Volvocaceae. The record is from RefSeq and is a predicted model, not a curated record. Bases 1 to 543 code for a protein of 180 amino acids.